Pyricularia pennisetigena is the source of this 639-nucleotide messenger RNA. RefSeq lists its product as uncharacterized. The transcript is spliced from 4 exons. Bases 1 to 639 code for a protein of 212 amino acids. NCBI's taxonomy places the organism in Eukaryota, Fungi, Ascomycota, Sordariomycetes, Magnaporthales, Pyriculariaceae. The record is from RefSeq and is a predicted model, not a curated record. Gene Ontology annotation, biological process: endoplasmic reticulum to Golgi vesicle-mediated transport; intracellular protein transport. Gene Ontology annotation, cellular component: endoplasmic reticulum membrane; endoplasmic reticulum.
AUGACGCUCUAUUACACUCUGGUAUUUGUGCUGCUCAUGGCAGAGAUGGGGCUCUUCAUGCUGCUUAUUGUUCCUCUGCCCUUUAGCAUUCGCCGGAGAAUGUUUACCUUCAUCUCGGAAAACCCGCUCGUCGCCAAGGUCCAGUAUGCGAUGAAGAUCACCUUCAUCUUCAUCUUGAUCCUAUUCAUCGACAGUGUCAACCGAGUCUACCGCGUACAGCUCGAGCUGGUCGCCGCUUCCGAAAACAACAAGAAUGCACCCACCAUCAUGGGCCAUGAGCGCCUUGAGGUCCAGGCCCGCAAGUUCUACAGCCAACGGAACAUGUACCUCUGCGGCUUCACGCUCUUCCUCUCCCUCAUCCUGAACCGCACGUACACGAUGAUUUUGGACGUCCUUCGCCUCGAGGAGAAGGUCAAGCAGUACGAGGGCACGGACAAGUCCCACUCUGCCGGUAAGCAGUCGGCCAAGCUUGCCGAGGCUGGUGACGCUGGGGAGAUCGCUCGUCUCAAGAAGGAGCUCGAGCGCAAGGAGAAGAACAUCCAGGCGCUCAAGACCCAGAGUGAGGGCCUGCACCGCGAGUACGACUCCCUUGGAGAGAAGUUUACCGUCCAGGACGGCAGCAACAAGAAGGAGAGGUAG